AUGCAGCCGCGCAGCUUCCGCGAGCAGACCAUGUCGAUGAUUGUGCUGGCCGAGAAGGUGUUCCCGAGCACGGUCAACUCCGUGAUGAAGCUGCGGCACCUGCGACUGUGGACGGUGUACAGCUUGACACUAUUUGGUUGGUUGGAGAAAUGGGGUGAUAAGGCAGCACUGCAGCCCGGCUCCAGUGGCCUGGUAGGCGCAGCCGUCAGCGUGGUGGGUGAGACAGCCGGAUGCAGACCUUCAGGGGAUGGGACAGGACCCUAUCGACCUUCCAGGCAUCGACUGAGAUUAUCGGAUGAAGACAAGGGCAAACUGAUAAAUACUAAUAGUAGAGUAUUUGCUGCAUUGCAAGGUUUGGUAACAAGCUUCUCAAUUCCUGAGAAAAUAUGGUAUGGAGAUGCACAUAAAGCUAUAAGCACCAUCUAUACCCUACACCCUGCACCUGAAUUUUUUGCUGCCGAGACUGCAAAGAAGUCCCUCAGUUCUGUAUUCAGUGUUUUAGGAACCGAGGAUGUGUCAAAUGGAGAUGAAACUGAGAAUGAUGCCUCUCUGUCAUCAGUAUCACCUUCAAAGCUGGGUAGAUUUCUUUUUGUUAUUAGCCAUAUAGCACUAAAUCAUUUGGUGUACAUUGAGAAUUCCGUUAGGAAAAUUCAGAAACAGAUACGGAAGAAUGAAAAAUCUCAGUCCACCACUGAGGAUCUCUUGUUUCAAAAAAAAAGUUCAGAGUUACUAAUUUCUUCUCUUUUGAAUCUAGUUCCCAGACCUACAAGCUUCUGCAAUGCUUGCUCUUUGCAGGCUAAUGAUCAUCAAUGCAGAGUUCUGAGAUUAUCAGAUGAAGACAAGGGCAAACUGAUAAAUACUAAUAGUAGAGUAUUUGCUGCAUUGCAAGGUUUGGUAACAAGCUUCUCAAUUCCUGAGAAAAUAUGGUAUGGAGCUGCAGAUAAAGCUAUAAGCACCAUCUAUACCCUACACCCUGCACCUGAUUUUUUUGCUACCGAGACUGCAAAGAAGUCCCUCAGUUCUGUAUUCAGUGUUUUAGGAACCGAGGAUGUGUCAAAUGGAGAUGAAACUGAGAAUGAUGCCUCUCUGUCAUCAGUAUCACCUUCAAAGCUGGGUAGAUUUCUUUUUGUUAUUAGCCAUAUAGCACUAAAUCAUUUGGUGUACAUUGAGAAUUCCGUUAGGAAAAUUCAGAAACAGAUACGGAAGAAUGAAAAAUCUCAGUCCACCACUGAGGAUCUCCAGUCUGACGUGUCUAAAAGUUCAGAGGCACAAGGCAUAAAUGCCGAACUGGGACUUGGUGCAACCAUAGAUAUUGCAAUCGAGUCCCUUGCUGAAAGAGCAGAAAAGGAAAUUGUUUGCUGUUCUUCUGAAAAGAAUCUCAUAGGACUUUGUGGGCCAUUUCUCUCAAAACUCUGCCGGAAUCUUACAUUGCUGCAAAAAGUUCCCAGACCUACAAGCUUCUGCAAUGCUUGCUCUUUGCAGGCUAAUGAUCAUCGAUGCAGAGUCCUGGUUAAAGGGUAUAUAAAUGAAAUGACUGUAAGAAUAGAAGAUGAAGAUGAGAGGAUAUCAAGCCUGGCAAAACUCUUCUUUCAUGAGUUGUCAAAAACAGGAAGCAACCCAAUUUAUAAUCUUCUUCCGGAUAUCUUGGGUAGACUGCAAUCAACACCUCAAAGAAGAAACCUUUUGCAAUAUUAUGCAGUUCUUAAUUAA
Messenger RNA from Miscanthus lutarioriparius, 1710 nucleotides. NCBI's taxonomy places the organism in Eukaryota, Viridiplantae, Streptophyta, Magnoliopsida, Poales, Poaceae. The record is from the annotation of a GenBank genome assembly.